CUAAUUUACAAUUUUAUGCAGAAAAUUUCAAGUGACAAGGAUCUAGGUUGUUGGGAUGUAUUUCUGAAGAACCAUCGAUAUAAAAAAGAUCCCACAAAGUUUGUCUCCCCAGUAGCAGAACAAAUUGCAGCUGAUUAUGAAAGAAGUGUUACUGUACGAGACUCACAAGAGAAUGUUGAAGGUGCCAACAAAAAAUCUGAUGAUGAUAUCUACUUGGAGGUUGUUGGAGGUGUGAACACAAAGGGGAGGAUAUAUGGAUUGGGGCAACUAGCUGAAAAAUAUAAACGUUCUGCAACAACUGUUGACAUCUCACUUUCAGAGCAUGAGACCAUGAGGCAUCUUGUUUCUAAAUUAUCAGAUGAAAAUGCGAUGCUUAAGGAUCAAAUGAAGAGUUAUGAUGAGAAGUUUGAAUUCAUGCAGAGAUUCAUCAUUGAGAGAACCAGUCAAUGUCCUUCAACCUCUGCUAAUCCACCUACCAACCAGCAGAAUCCAGAUGAUGGUGAUGAUGAUAAUGAGUUUGAAGAUUAGUGUAAUGACCUUCCAUUACUACCAAACAUGUUCUGUUACUGAAGUUAUGUAUUUUGAUUUGUACUUUGGUGAUGUCUUUUAUGUUUGUGUUAUUGUACUAUGUUGUCUUUUAGAUUUGUGAUAUGAAUUGUACUGUGGUUAUGAAGACAGUGUCUAUUAUCUUAUAUAUGUUGACUUUAUGUCUUAAUAUGGAUGUGAAACUUUUAUUCGA
This is a messenger RNA of Lotus japonicus, 739 nucleotides long. RefSeq lists its product as uncharacterized. The transcript has 2 exons. The record is from RefSeq and is a predicted model, not a curated record. NCBI's taxonomy places the organism in Eukaryota, Viridiplantae, Streptophyta, Magnoliopsida, Fabales, Fabaceae. Bases 16 to 528 code for a protein of 170 amino acids.